Fusarium graminearum PH-1 is the source of this 2483-nucleotide messenger RNA. RefSeq lists its product as uncharacterized. The record is from RefSeq and is a predicted model, not a curated record. Gene Ontology annotation, cellular component: mating projection tip; medial cortex; actin cortical patch. NCBI's taxonomy places the organism in Eukaryota, Fungi, Ascomycota, Sordariomycetes, Hypocreales, Nectriaceae. The transcript has 5 exons. Bases 80 to 865 code for a protein of 261 amino acids. Gene Ontology annotation, molecular function: lipid binding; protein binding. Gene Ontology annotation, biological process: plasma membrane tubulation; endocytosis; actin cortical patch localization.
GAGCGCAUUCGCAAACUACAGCCAAACCAUCCACUCAAUCAAGACGAGCAGAUUCAUUUUAUAAACAUAAUAUUUCAACAUGUCGUGGGCGGGGUUCAAGAAGAAUGUUGGCCGCGCGACGACGCAGGUUAUGAUGAAGACGGGGCACGUGGAAAAAACAAAUGACCGUGAUUACGAAGUCGAAGAGAGACGAUUCAAGACCAUGGAAGCAGCUGCUUUGCGACUACAAAAGGAAUCAAAGGGUUACCUCGAUUCCCUCCGAGCCAUGACCGCUUCGCAAAUGCGAAUCGCCGAAACGAUAGAUGCGUUCUAUGGUGACUCAGGCGCGAAAGACGGCGUUAGCAGGAGUUACAAACAGGCAGUCGAAGAUCUCGACGCCGAAACCAUCAAAGCCCUAGACGGCCCAUACCGAACCACUGUCCUCGACCCCAUCACACGAUUCUGCGCUUAUUUCCCCGACGUCAACGAGGCGAUCAAGAAGCGCGCGCACAAGUUGCUCGACUAUGACGCCCUCCGCGCAAAAGUAAAGAAGCUCGCCGAGAAGCCCGACAAGGACGCCACCAAGCUACCCCGUACCGAGAAGGAAAUGGAGAUGGCAAAGGCCGCUUACGAGCAGCUGAAUGAGCAGCUGAGCACCGAACUACCCCAACUCAUCGAGCUCCGAGUGCCAUACCUAGACCCUACCUUCGAAGCUCUCGUCAAGAUCCAGCUGCGUUUCUGUGCAGAAGCCUAUUCGCGUAUGGCGCAGGUGCAACAGUAUCUGGAUGCUGACACGAGAGAUCAGUACGCUGAGGGGCAACUGGACGCCAGGGUGGAGCAGGUGUUGCAGGAGAUUCGCGAGUUGAGCAUUAGCGGUACGGUAUAGACUUUGAUUUGGAUUUUACAUCUCAUCAGGAUUCGGGAACGGCGUAUGGAACAGGUGCUUGUUGUUUGUAGGCAUGUGCUAGUAUCAUGAAGAUUCAUGAGAAAAUAGAUGCGAGCCCUUAUUGGGCUUUAUCACGUUCUACUGUAUAUAUAGGCAAUUCAUUUGCUAUAAUUUUAUUAUCAUGCGCUUUGCUUUUGGGCGAACGCUUGGUAUCGUUCACUAUUCAGUUUCGUAGCUUCUUCUACUGCCGGAUGGCUCAUAUUGAGCUGUAGAAUAAAACCCCCUCCGGUCUUCCCUCAACUGGACUAAGACUGGCUUAGUCGGUGGUAUUGACAUCCGAUUCAGAUCCUGCAGACUCAGGCUUCUCUUCGUUUGGCAGCUCAACCUCUGGCAUAUCAAUCUUUGAAUCCUCACCCUCAUCUUCACCCUCAUCUUCACCCUCAUCCUCAUCCUCAUCCUCGGAAUUUUCAACUUUCAAGUCCUUGCCCUUUCGGUCGUUACCCUUUGGUUCUUUGUCCUUUGGGCCGUUAUCCUCGGGGUCAUUAUCCUUUGCCACAUUUGCUUUUGGCACAUGAAUCUUUGACAACUGAAUCUUUGACACCUGAAUCUUUGACACAUGAGUCUUUGACACCGACUCCUUUGGCUUCAUGGCCUCUGGUUUCACUGGCGCCGGAUUCUCUGCCUUUUGCUUCCCCUUCCCUUUCGAACCCUCCAUCUUCGACUCUUCAAACUCUUCCGACUCUUCAGACUCCGGGUUUUCAGUUUCAGGCUUUGCAUGCAUGACGGACGCCACCUAGUGUCCGACAUUAAAGCCAUUCGCUGUCCCAAAGAGAUCGCUUAGACUCAGUCGCCUGCCCAUCGCCUGCAUGGCGGGGCCAGCUUCAGGUCCUUGUGUAGUUUCGACAGGACCCGCAGAGCGCGCAAUUUUCCAAGCUUCUUGGAUAAUGGCGGCGUUCAUCUCUCUCGUCUCAUCCUUGUCGUUGUGGAUCCAAACUCCCAGGACCUUGUCGCCCUCCUCCCAGUCGCCCUCGACCUUCAUGAUGACAAGCUCACCAGAAACUUCAGCAUGGGAUACCCGUGAGAGAUCCACAAUCACAUUAUCAAGUCCUCUUCUGUUGAGAACAAACACGCAAGCUCGUGGUUGUUGGGCAGGAUCCUCGGAAGAUGGACUUUGCGCGCAGACAAACAUAGUGCCUUCCACGCCAGACUUCUCCCAGCUCUCAGAGGCGCUGUUGAAGGUGUAGAUGACAGCGUUGGCUGCUAUGCUGAGAAUGGUGUGGAUAGAGGGGAGAUAGCGUUGGAGGACGGAAAGGUUGAGUUCGGUGUUUGUGCGAGGAGGCGGGGGCGCGUAGUCGUUAUGUAUGGCUGCAGCAUCGGAUUCGUAGUCUGAAACUGCAGGUAUGCGGUUCGAAGGCUGGCGGCUGUGUCGCGGCUUUCGUGGUGUUUGUCGACUCAUGAUGAUGGUUGUGGUGUUUUGAGGUUGGGCACAAUUCAAUGCUUGUCAGACUUUGGUAGCUAGUCCAGGGAACUUGAUCGUUAGGAAAAUAUCGUUUUAUUCUGUUUGAAAGACCUGUCCGAAAAGACGAUCGACUAUGGUGUGAUCGACGCUGGGUUGUGG